AUGACCGAGAAACCACCCAUCUCCCAGGCACCCAUGCCUGCCCCUCCGGCUGCACGCCGUGCACCGCCGCCCCUACCACGUGCGGCCGGCGUCGAUCCCCUCUCCGACAAAGCGACCAUCCUGCUCAUCCGACGAACGCUCUGUCCAAAAGACGGGGCAUCAUCAACAACGGCAACCCAAGGUCUAGGCGGCGCGAGCGGCGGAGGCGGCGAUGCUACACCCAUCGAGGAUCUCCUGCCACCCCUCACGAGCCGCAACGACGUCGAUCUGCAGCUGUACGCGCUGCUGGCCGUCAUUGUGCGCGAGUUUGUCCUGGCGUGGUACAGCAAGAUCACGCCCGACGACGACCAGUUCGUGACAGAGCUUGUGCAGAUCGUGGCACACUGCACGCGCGCCCUGGAACAGCGGCUGCGCAAGAUAGACCUAGAGAGCCUGCUGUUUGACGAGCUGCCGGCGCUGCUGGGCAACCAUGUGCGCGCGUACCGUGCCUCGCGGCGACCGCCCGUGCAGCCGCCCGUCGAGACGGAUCCGCGGGCCGUGUACCAUGCGCUGUGGCCACUGCCGGCUCUGUCCCCGGUGCCGCCGCCGCCGCCGCCAGGGGCGUCAUACGUCCAUCCUGCCGCAACGUCCGGGGUCAAGAUCCAACUCGGCGAGGCGGAUCUCCACCACCGGGAGCCGGAGGACGACAGCAUCGCCCUCGAGCAGGCCACCAACGAGGCAGCAUACCGCCAGCUGCUGGUCCGCGGCCUGCUGGCCGUGCUCCUUCCGACUGAGGAUCUCGAGAACGAGUGCUUGACCUCGCUCGUCACCCAGAUCUUUGCCGAGCUGAUUGUGGGCAACGUGCUGGCGCGGCGCGUGGCCGAGCCGUGGAUGAUGUAUGAGAUUGUCGGCUUGGUGGCCCGGAUUGUGCGCGAGAAGAUGGACGGCGACGACAACGACCCGAAACGGCUCGCCAAAAAGCGGCGGGCGGCCGCCAAGCUGCAGAAGCAAACACACUCGUCGUCGUCAUCGUCAUCGUCAUCGUCAUCGACAUCGACAUCGACAUCGACAUCGACAUCGACAUCGUCCGGCAACUGGUUCACGACGACGGCCGCGCCGGUCUUUUGGUCCGUCCUCAAGAUCGGCAUGGCGCUGUUUGCAUCACUGCGUUUCCUCCUGACAAGCAUCACGCUAUCGCGCUCGCUGCCCAUGCGCGGCAUUGUCGUGGCAAAAGUCAAAGAGUCCGUGGCAGAGAGCAGCGGCAAAGACGGCUUCCUCGACGUCAAGGUCGCGCCGUCGUCCGCGUCCAUCUACUCGGUCGCCACGUCCGUCGCCGGGACCGACGAGCCCGUCGUGCCUGUGCUGGCCUUUAGUCUCUGGACCACCAUCUCCAACAUUGUGCAGCUCGAUGUGCGCAUGCCCUGGCUCUACGGCGGGCUGUCCAUGCUGCAGUGGCUGGCCAUGGCUGGACCAGGACGCAUUGCCGCCCUCAACGGCCCUCUUGACCGGUAA
Molecule: messenger RNA, 1491 nt
Organism: Sporothrix brasiliensis 5110
Lineage: Eukaryota; Fungi; Ascomycota; Sordariomycetes; Ophiostomatales; Ophiostomataceae
Product: pxa domain containing protein
Exons: 1
Coding region: 1-1491 (496 amino acids)
Biological process (GO): protein targeting to lysosome; early endosome to late endosome transport; endosome to lysosome transport
Cellular component (GO): late endosome; extrinsic component of endosome membrane; early endosome
Molecular function (GO): phosphatidylinositol binding
Source: RefSeq, a predicted model, not a curated record